Molecule: messenger RNA, 2886 nt
Organism: Bufo gargarizans (Asiatic toad)
Lineage: Eukaryota; Metazoa; Chordata; Amphibia; Anura; Bufonidae
Gene: SLC25A25
Product: solute carrier family 25 member 25
Exons: 11
Coding region: 45-1709 (554 amino acids)
Biological process (GO): transmembrane transport
Cellular component (GO): mitochondrial inner membrane
Molecular function (GO): ATP transmembrane transporter activity; calcium ion binding
Source: RefSeq, a predicted model, not a curated record
GUCAGUGAGGUAUCGCGUUUCCUGCCGCCAUAUACCGGCUUUUAAUGAGCACUGCGAGCUUCGUGGCUGACGACUCCCGGAUCUACUCGACUGCUAACGGCUCAGUGCUCCCGUCUAUGGCCCGUCCUCGCACAUUGGUUUCACCGCUGCUGAGCGGGGUGUUCUGUCAGUGCGAUACAUUGGGAGGGAACCCCUACACCCACGAGUCCCCGGCCCCCUCAUCCCUGGCGGCUGCCCUGGCUGCGGACCCGUGCGGAGGGGCCUUGUGCGGCGGACCAGAGCACGAACGGCGGCUGCAGAUUCUCUUCCAGGAGCUGGACGUCAACAAGGACGGCGCCAUCUGCAUCGAUGACCUGGCUGUGGGGCUCCGGCGGCUCGGGGUCCACCGGACCGAGAUGGAGCUGCGGAAAAUAGUGAAAGACGGAGAUAAGGACCAGGAUGGACAGCUGGACUUUGAGGAGUUUGUCCACUACCUCCGUGACCAUGAAAAGAAACUGAGAUUAGUCUUCCGGAGCCUGGACAAGAAGAAUGACGGAAGGAUCGAUGUCCAGGAAAUAAUGCAGUCUCUCCGAGACCUAGGAGUGAACAUCUCUGAGCAGCAGGCCGAGAAAAUCCUGAAGCGAAUUAGGACGGGCUACCGCUGGGGUCCUGUCACCCACAUGGAUAAGAACGGCACAAUGACAAUAGACUGGAACGAGUGGCGGGACUAUCACCUCUUGCACCCUGCGGAAAACAUUCCGGAAAUCAUCCUGUACUGGAAGCACUCUACGAUCUUUGAUGUGGGAGAAAAUCUGAUUGUCCCGGAUGAAUUUACAGUUGAAGAGAAGCAAACCGGGAUGUGGUGGAGGCAUCUAGUCGCCGGUGGCGGAGCAGGUGCAGUGUCUCGAACUUGUACAGCUCCCCUCGACCGCCUGAAGGUCCUCAUGCAGGUGCGUGACAUUACUGUCCACGCUACCCGUCACAACAACAUGUCUAUCUUGGGGGGAUUCACACAGAUGAUCCGCGAGGGAGGCUUCCGCUCACUGUGGCGAGGCAACGGCAUCAACGUCAUCAAAAUUGCACCAGAAUCUGCUAUUAAGUUCAUGGCUUAUGAACAGAUUAAACGCCUCAUGGGCAGCGAUCAGGAGACGCUUGGAAUCCGGGAGCGACUAGUGGCUGGGUCUCUUGCUGGCGUCAUUGCUCAAAGCAGCAUCUACCCUAUGGAGGUUCUUAAAACACGGAUGGCUCUGCGCAAGACGGGUCAGUACAGAGGAAUGUUGGAUUGCGGGAAAAAAAUCUUGGUGAAGGAAGGAAUGUCUGCUUUUUACAAAGGCUAUGUCCCGAAUAUGCUGGGGAUUAUUCCAUAUGCAGGCAUUGACCUGGCAGUGUAUGAGACCUUGAAGAAUGCCUGGCUGAACAGAUACGCCACAAGUAGCGCUGACCCAGGCGUAUUUGUGUUACUGGCUUGUGGGACCAUAUCCAGUACAUGUGGGCAGCUUGCCAGCUAUCCCUUAGCCUUGGUCAGGACACGCAUGCAAGCACAAGCCUCUGUCGAAGGCGCACCACAGGCGACCAUGAGCAAACUGUUCAAGCACAUUAUAAAGACAGAAGGAGCAUUUGGACUGUAUCGGGGUUUGGCCCCCAACUUCAUGAAGGUGAUCCCUGCCGUGAGCAUCAGCUACGUGGUAUACGAGAACCUAAAGCUCACACUUGGGGUGACCUCUCGGUAAUGAGCCACUGGUGAAACGCGGUGAUUGGACUGCAGUCUUGGGGCGCACCUCCCUGGAUGUGAAAAGGCCCCGUCUUCAUUCUGUGAAUGUGUUUAACACUAAAGGCAACAGUAAAGCUGUGCAAACCCCCCCCCCCCCCCCCCCCCCUUUCCCCCGAGAAUCAGAAGGAUGUGACACUUUGGUCUUGGCACGUUGGAGCUCGUCACCUGAGUUGCUCCUAUUCCACCCCUUUCUUUUUUGGGGCCACUAGCUUCUUCCAAGCCGGAGCCGUGUUUACAUUGCGUUUUAUUCUUUCAGUUUAUCUUGCAUUUUACAUGUUUUGACAGUUUUAUGUACAGUGUCCUUUUUUUUUUUUAAAGGACAGCAUCUCUCAUUUUGAAUGUAUGUAAUAUAGUUUUGAAACUAUAUAACCUGCAGCAUGCAUAUUGACAAGGUGCAGUAGCCAAUGGGUGUUUGCACUUUAACACCAGACAAUGUUAUCUGCUUUGGGUUUGUGAAAUUGCACUACCCCAUCUUGGGGUUUUCCGGUUCCACAAACCAAAGCUGUAGGGCGUCACAAUUGGCGCCGAUAGGCCUGUUCCCUUUUUUACUGUUUUGACAAUUAACCGUACUGUAGGUUGAGAUACACGUGACACGGGGGUGGCUCUAGAUGUCAUAUCGACCCGGGCGUUCUGCAUUCCAAUCAUGCUCGUCUGGGUCGAAUGCCCUAUAGACUUCCCCAUAUGCACAUCUACCAGUCACGUCUACCCGGUGAAGGUUACAGUGGCCUCCAACAGUAUUUGACCUGUCUACUCAGAAGGAAGUGAUCAUGGCCGCUAUUUGUGCCAGAUAUCUUAGGAGUUUUGCCUCUCCUUCUUAGUAAAUGAAUGACCUCCACUGAGACCAGGUGAUGUGUACCCAAAUGAAUCGGCCCACCCUGUGUCAUGGCUGUUGGGACUGGUAUGCAGACUACGGUUACCUAUCCACAGCAGGUGUCUUAAUUUAUGCAAACGCUGUCAUCCAUACACAGGGUCGUUAUCUGUGUCCAUCCAGGACAGCGUUUGUUGCACAUUCCUUUUUGUCUUACUGCCUAGCUUAUAUAUUUAUUAUAUUUAUUUGUUACGUUUGAGCUAUUUUUACAAAUGUUAAUUAUAUUUAGAGUAUUAUGGCUUUUUUUUAAAUUUCACUAACUUGUAAG